Brassica oleracea var. oleracea is the source of this 892-nucleotide messenger RNA. RefSeq lists its product as uncharacterized. The record is from RefSeq and is a predicted model, not a curated record. NCBI's taxonomy places the organism in Eukaryota, Viridiplantae, Streptophyta, Magnoliopsida, Brassicales, Brassicaceae. The coding region runs from base 420 to 701 and encodes 93 amino acids. The transcript is spliced from 2 exons.
AGCCAUUCAAGCUAGGGAGGAGAUUCAUCUCUUCAAUACGAUAUAGGAAACGUUUCCGGAGAAUCAUCGUCUAGCUACGGACUCAUUUCGUGGUGGUCGGAUUCGGCGUGUCGACGGAGCUGGAAGCAGCAGCUUUUUUUUUUUAAUCUUCUUCUCCACCUCUUCCUCUUUCACCGGUUCGUUUUUAGAAGCCUUCACCUACUUUUGAUCCUAUUUCCUCAGCUAUUGCCACGAUAUUCUGAUUGUGUAAUCCUUAGAUUUUGAUCGCCUCAUUUCCUCGAAUCACUCUUUAUCCAAAUGUUCAUUGACGACCGCUCGUUGUUUUGAUCGAUGCGAUGGAUCCAAGCUUGGUUUGUUGUACCUUUGACGCUAAUUCAAAAGACUAAUCUCGUUUCGAAAUUGGUCUGGUUAUCAAAGCCAUGGCUCUUGAUGGGAUUGUUGUAUCUUCACCAUCGAGGAGAACGCAGUCUCUAAAGAGGCAGUGGGAAGAUUUGGGCAGCUGCUCCACGGUUAUCAAGAGGCAUCGAUAUCUCUUAACAGCUUUGGUUCUUUUGGCGUUUCUCUGCACUGUUUAUCUAUACUUUGCUGUCACUCUAGGCGCUAGGCACUUGUCGUGCUCUGGCUUGACCGGUAAAGAGAAGGCAAUGUGUCAAUUACAACAUGUCCAAGCUCUCUCCAAAGGGAAGCUGAAAUUUUUCUAGAGUGUGUCAUCGAGAGCCAAAGCUGAGAAAGCGCAACAUGAUUGCUCUCUUGCCCUACCACAUUCUUCUUUUUUUUUGUGAUUCUAUUGUGACAUUUGUGUGUAUUAUAUUAUUACAUUGUGAAAAAUACCAGAGAUUUAUAAUCGAAACAUAAUUCAUUUUUGUUCAUUAAUGAAAAAUUAAAGGAAGUU